GUGAAACCCUUACACCCUCCUCCCCCGUGCGCCAAUCUGAGCUAUCGUGGCCUCUCCCCUGUUAAUGACAACUGAGGAAGCAGCUGAAACACUGAACCAGCUUAGACAAGGUGCAGUGAAGUCUGAAACUGAUAUGAUUAGUCGAUACUUGAAUGAUAACAAUAUCUCGGCAAAGAGUUAUCAUGGUGGCAUGAGUUCAAAGGAACGCAACUAUGUCCAAGAGUUGUUUACCUCCAACAAGAUUAGAGUGCUAUGGUUGGUACUUCACAUUUAUUCAAGGGUUUGUUUACCUUUUCGUGAUUUACCUUCAAGGCUUCACAAGCAAGCAAAUGGUGAAUCCAUGGAAAACUUAUGUGAAGCUUUUAGCUGUUCUUAUGGGUUCUCAUGGCCUAACGAAGGGGUCUCGGGCUUUCCUUAACUGCCCUGCACAAAUCAUGUUCAAAUCCACAAAGGUAAAAACCAUAAAAGAGGAAUUGCAUAUAUGAGCUUGGCUGUGUAGUGCUUAAUCUCCACAGAUCCAUAGGAAGUUGCUUGAACUCCAAGCAGAGCUGGAAGGCGAGAAGUUGAAGAGGAAGGCGAUGGAGGAUGAGGC
This is a messenger RNA of Arachis duranensis, 592 nucleotides long. RefSeq lists its product as uncharacterized. NCBI's taxonomy places the organism in Eukaryota, Viridiplantae, Streptophyta, Magnoliopsida, Fabales, Fabaceae. The coding region runs from base 65 to 418 and encodes 117 amino acids. The transcript has 6 exons. The record is from RefSeq and is a predicted model, not a curated record.